Paramecium octaurelia is the source of this 414-nucleotide messenger RNA. The record is from the annotation of a GenBank genome assembly. NCBI's taxonomy places the organism in Eukaryota, Ciliophora, Oligohymenophorea, Peniculida, Parameciidae.
CAUGGGAGGUGCCACCUAAGCCAAUGAACAUCAUAGCACUGUCAUCAAUACUAGAUAAUACAGAGCACCUGAAGUAAUCUUGAGAUGCGAUGCCUGGGAUACCUCAAGUGACAUUUGGAGUCUAGCAUGUCUUAUUGUUGAAUUAUAUACGGGUAUAUAGUCAAAACAAAAAACCAUAUAGGAUCCGUAUUUAUUAAAGUAGGAAACAAUGAUUUAAUGCACUUGGCAAUAAUCCAAUCCAUUUUUGGGCCAAUACCAAGAUGGAUGAAAGAGAGGUCCAAAAUCAAAACCAAUCUUAAUUCUCUCCCUAAACCAAAGCCAUAAUAAUAAUUGGGUUAGUUAAUAUUGGAUCAAGAUCUCCUUGAUUUACUAACAAAAAUGUUCUGUAUUGAUCAUAAUCAAAGAAUAGAUUGU